AGUCUCUCUCUCUUUCUCUCUCCUUUGUCACCAUCUCUGUGUUACACUUACUAAUAAGAAACUGAAACUUCAUUUUCCUCUCAUGGGUUUUGGCUAAAUUCCCGGAUUAUUAAUUAAAGCAUCCUCCUUUUUUUGUUAAAAAAUCUUGCUUUGCUCAUUAAGCUCUUAAUUUUCUCCUGCUAAGUUAUUUGGGUUUUUUUUGUGAUGAUUACUAAGUGGGAAACUCUGGGGUUUUGCUUCUUUUGCUGAGCUAGAAUUUGAAGAAAUCUUUGGGAAAUUUAGAAAAAAAUGAGACUUUAUUUAUCUUCAACUAUGCAGCUUUCUCUUGUGAGUCUUGUGUUAGGGUUCCUCUUCGUUUCCUGUGACGCGUUUGCCUCUAAGGAAGUUGAAGCUCUUAGGAGAUUCAAGGAAGCUAUGUAUAAGGACCCUUUGCUAGUUUUGUCUGAUUGGGAUGUCCCCAGUUCCAGUCCUUGUGAUUGGAACGGCAUUUUGUGCUCUCCAUCUAAGGAUCAUAUUGUAAAGAUAAAUAUAUCGAAUACGUCGAUGAGAGGGUUUCUUGUGCCAGAACUUGGUCAGAUAACCUACUUGCGAGAACUGAUCCUGCAUGGGAACAUUCUAAUGGGGACAAUACCAAAAGAGAUAGGAAAUUUGAAGAAACUCAAGAUCUUAGACCUGGGAAACAAUCAUUUGACAGGACACAUUCCAGCAGAGAUAGGGAAAUUGUCAAGCAUUAGGACAAUAAACCUUCAGUCCAAUGGUUUGAUAGGAAAGUUACCUUCAGAGAUUGGAAACUUGAAGUACCUUAAAGAACUUCUUAUUGACAGGAAUAGGCUUCAAGGAAGUAUUCCUAUUUCCACAAAAACUUCAAAGAUCAGGUAUGCUACAAAGCCAAGUGCAAACAUCACAGGUUUGUGUGCGUCUUCCCCAUUGAAAGUGGCAGAUUUCUCUUACAACUUUUUCGAGGGAAGUAUUCCAAGAUGCUUGGAUUACCUUCCAAGAACGAGCUUUCAAGGAAACUGCAUGAAAACCAAGAAAGUUAGGCAGCGGCCAUCUGCAGAAUGUGCUCACUUAACUGCAAGUGUGGCCAAGAAGAAGCAUCGAGCAUCGACACCUAUGUGGCUUCGGAAUUUUGAGAUAGUCACGGGAUCAUCGGUUGGUUUACUCUUUCUAGUUGUAAUGCUCGCUGCAUUUAGCUUGUGCAACAUAAAACGCUCUCUCAUUGUUCCCUGGAAGAAAUCUACAAGUGAAAAGGAAAAGUUCACCGUCUACGUCGAUUCCGAAAUGCUUAAGGAUGUUUCAAGAUUCACAAGACAAGAGCUAGAAGUGGCGUGUGAAGACUUCAGCAACAUCAUUGAUUCUUGUGCAGAGAGUCAGAUUUACAAAGGAACAAUCAAAGCCGGGACUGAGAUCGCGGUGAUCUCUCUCUGCGUUAAAGAAGAAGAUUGGACCGGAUAUCUUGAGCUUAAUUUCCAGAGAGAGGUUGCGAAUUUGGCUAGAUUAAACCAUGAGAAUGUAGGGAAAUUACUAGGAUACUGUAAAGAGAGCACACCGUUUACAAGAAUGCUUGUUUUUGAGUAUGCAUCAAAUGGGACACUAUACGACCAUCUCCACUAUGGGGAAGGGAGUUUAGUAUCGUGGGCAAAGCGCAUGAAAAUCGUUAUAGGCAUCGCACGUGGUCUCAAGUACCUUCAUACUGAACUAGAUCCUCCAUUUACAGUCUCUGAGUUGAGCUCAACUGCAGUGUAUCUCACUGAAUAUUUUACUCCCAAACUGCUUGAUUUCGAAUGCUGGAAGACAAUACAGGUAAGAUCAGAAAAAAACCUGAGGAAUAUCAGUUGUGAAGGAGAUAUAUGUGUACUUCCCAGUGCAAUGGAGCACCGAGAUCUGGAUUUACAAGGGAAUAUUUAUUCAUUCGGCAUACUUUUGCUGGAAAUUGUUAGCGGAAGACCUUCUUAUUGCCAAGAGAGAGGUUGCUUGGUAGAAUGGGCAAGGGAAAAAUACCUUACUGCACCAGAUGUGAUGACUAGCUUGGUGGAUCCUGAGCUCAAGCAUUUCAACCAGAAAGAGCUUGAGGCGGUAUGUGAAGUGGCAAGCCAAUGUCUGAACUUGGACCAGAAGGAAAAAGACGAGGAGAAGCUUUCUUAUUCGAUUCAGGCGCUUUGUGAGACACUAGAGAGUAGAAUCACUGUGUCCAUUUCUGCAGAAUUCAAAUCAUCUUCUUUGGCAUGGGCGGAGCUCGCGCUGGCCUCGCCUUCUAACGAUGACGAAGAUGAAAGGAGUAAAUAAUUUGGUUUUGUAGUUGAGUAAUGACAUUGACAUUAACUUGUUCAGACAUUUGAUGCUCUUUUGCAUUGUUGUUCCUAAAGCCAGAUCACUUCUCUUUGUUUGUAAAUAGCUUACAGGGAGAAUUUGAUAGUAGAGGCCACUCCUUGGAUAAGUAAUCAAGUUAUAGGUUACGAUC
Capsella rubella is the source of this 2461-nucleotide messenger RNA. Its product is annotated as probable LRR receptor-like serine/threonine-protein kinase At1g63430. Gene Ontology annotation, molecular function: protein binding; protein kinase activity; ATP binding. Lineage: Eukaryota; Viridiplantae; Streptophyta; Magnoliopsida; Brassicales; Brassicaceae. The coding region runs from base 289 to 2286 and encodes 665 amino acids. The record is from RefSeq and is a predicted model, not a curated record. Gene Ontology annotation, biological process: protein phosphorylation. The transcript has 13 exons.